AUGGCGUCAUGGCUGCAUCUUUCUGCUGGAUCAUCGCCACUUUUAAGUGGUGAUCAAGGUAGCCUCUUGCGCGCUUUCCCCAUGUUACCAAGGCGCUUUGGGUCUCGUGUGUCUCCUAGAGCAUCUAAGGAUGUCCCCUACAGUUUUAGGUACCCUCCAAUGACUAAGAAGCCUCGAUGGUGGUGGAGAACGCUAGCAUGUCUUCCUUAUCUUAUGCCCCUUCAUGAAACUUGGAUGUAUGCUGAGACAGCUUAUCACCUGCACCCUUUUUUGGAAGAUUUUGAGUUCAUUACAUACCCUUUUCUUAGAGCCAUUGGGCAGUUGCCGGGCUGGUUCUUGAUGGCAUACUUUUUCGUCGCAUAUCUUGGAGUCGUGAGGAGAAAGGAAUGGCCGCACUUCUUUAGGUUUCAUGUCGUGGUGGGUAUGUUACUGGAAAUUGCACUGCAGGUCAUAGGGAGUCGCUGGAUGCCUCUUGCCAUCUACUGGGGCAAAGUGGGGAUGCAUUUUUGGACAGGUGUCGCUUUUGCUUACCUUUUUACUGUCUUGGAGUGCUUGCGUUGCGCACUUUUUAGGUUUCAUGUCGUGGUGGGUAUGUAUGCUGACGUCCCCUUCGUUUGUGAUGCCGCCUACAUUCAAAUCCCAUAUGAUUAG
Molecule: messenger RNA, 651 nt
Organism: Morus notabilis
Lineage: Eukaryota; Viridiplantae; Streptophyta; Magnoliopsida; Rosales; Moraceae
Product: protein TIC 20-I, chloroplastic
Source: RefSeq, a predicted model, not a curated record